AAAUUUGGUGAUAACAUUCUUUGGUAUCAAGUAUACAAAUGCAAUUUCUUUCAAAUUUUUUUACCACAUGGUUAUCGAAUAAUUGAGUGUUAAAUCGAAGUUCUUAUGCACAAGAUGUAUAACUGUACAUACGUAAACUUUAUGCCUAUACACGUGAACUCUAGUGUUCAAUUACUGGAGAACUAUGUGGUAGAAAAAUCUAAAAAAAUUUAUAUUCUCUAAUAUAUUUUUAAAGAAUACAUUUACCAAAUUUUAUUUAAUUCUUAUCAUUUUGAAAUUGUUUAUAUUUUUAACAUGGUUUAGCAUGGCAACAUUGUAUCAUCGCGAUCCACCCUCCUUAAUUAAUAUUCAUUCAUAUCGGGCUUCAUAAAUUGAGAAAAAAAAUCGAAUUACUGUCGAAAAAUAAAUGGAUACUUAUGCAAAUUUCAAUUAACGUUCAUAAUCUAUUUUACACACGCUUUUCUGCUACGCCAAUGUAACCCUUCUGUUGCUAAUGAACUAAUUCAUUUCGAAUGUACAAGUGUUGAAAUGUCUGUACGAUAAAAUAUCCUGCAAAUAACCAAACACUUGAACAAACAAGGAGAUAUUCCGUGUACUAUGAGAAUUCGAAAAGUCGCCACGUUCGUUUCUGUUAUAAAAACUCAAGGCUGCCGAUUUAGAUUUCAGUUUUCUUGAGCUUGUCGCGAGUUGAUCAGACUUUUAUUCACAAAAAAUUCACCGCACUUUUUACUUUAACAAAAAUGACUCCUUUUUCCAUAAUAUCGAUUCUGAUUUUCGGUAUUGUUAUAAUAUCUCUCGUCAAAUGUCAAGACUUCAAGGAAUUUGAUAAUUCUUCACAUCAAUACACGAUCACGGAAAGUGUAACCAGAAACUCGCGCAGAGUUAGUGGAUACAAACAUAUGAUCAGGCUUGGCCGAGCUGUAGACAAAAUUUCUUCAAAAGAAAUGGCUCCACCUGUAGACGGCCAGGAUUUAAAAAAGUUAAAAUCGCGCCCCAAAAAAUUGCCCAAAUAAGUGUCUGGUACCACGUAUCAACUAUAUACAAAGUUCAUACCACAGGGCGAGCCAAUCUAUCGCGGCUUUCCGGUCCUGUAGACGUUAAUGUAGAAAAAAAAUAUUUGCUAUAUAUUGUUUAUAAAUGAUUUUUUUUCAACAUCAAUGAUGGCUUAUAUUUAGCGAUAUUUAUGGAAGUUGUUUCAAAAGUGAAACCAACAUGAUUUCCAAAGUUUGAAUCAGUUUUUGUCUGUCUGAAAUGGAGUGUUCAAAGCAAUCAAAUCUACACGAGAUGAAUUUCACGAUUACGCAUACAGUGAAAAACUUUGUACGCAUGUUACAUUGAAGUGUUUGAAAUGUUUUGUCCAAUUUCAUAAUUCGAAAACUUUCAAAUUUUUAUUCCAUUCCUCAUGUUACUUCCAUGAAAAUUUCGUGUAUUGAAAUUAUGCCCUUGAUCGCACAAGCUACGAAACAACAUUUCAUGAUUAUACGAAUGCCCGAUAUAAAAGAAUGAUUUUACCACAAGUGUUAGCACGUGGUAAAUGGAUCGGUUCCUACGAGUACAUUGUAGCCGAUUGAAAUAGGAGUUUCUACAAUUAUAUUAGGUAAUUGUCGCUGGUCACGAGCUGUUUCGUCACGAUUAUGCAACGACGAACCAAGCAUUUGGCACGCGGCUUUACUUAUCGGUUAUACAUAUUUAUUAAAUUAGCAGGGUUGGAGAACUAGGAAAACAACUUUCAGUAUUAACAAUGUUUAUUGCUACGUUCACGCGGAUAAGCGUUCAUUUUCUUCCGCACACUGACCACUAACUUAUUUUAAACUUAACAACAUGCGCACAUAUAUAGUAGCGCUCCAUCUAUUUUCCAUCCAUAGCGCAGGACGCUUAAACCCUUCAUCCAUCACUACAUUACUACUCCACUGUUACCAGGCAGUUUGAGCAAUCGUCACUAAGUCUCAGUCGACUGUUUCACAAUCCUUUGAUUUCCUGCCUCGAAUGAUCCAAUGAAAAUUUUACCGUGCGCAGCAUGAACUUGCUAACGUGAAAUAUGAUUAGAGCUAGUAACGUUGCCAGUAGAUUUUCCGGCGAGAAAAUUAUACUCGAGGAGUAUAAAGAGACGCGCACGUUAGCGGCUUGGUAGCCCAUACUCAUAAAGUAUGAAACGAAUGUAUUCUAUGAGUCAAUAGCUUCGGAUAUUCAACGCGCAAAAUAUACAAACAGUAUUUUACGGCUACAAUAUAUUUGCUUGGGAUUCUCCGUUCGCACAUUGGUCAACACAACACUGUUCCAAUAAGUUUCAAAGUAUUAAACAUUUUUUCAUUUUGCACCGGCCAGACCGUUGCCUCGCCUGUAAUGACUAAUUCGUCAAGUUGUGGAACCGCGAAUCUCCGAAGCUCCGUGCAUCUGGAAAGCGGGUCGGGUUGGUGCUACAUGAACGGCUGGCUCGGUCAACCUUUAUCAUUGAGACGUAGGUACGUAACGGUUGAUAUUUCGUGACCCAACUUAAACUAGAGUCAAGCAUGGAUUUGCAGAGUUCGCCAUGGUCAUGCUAAUUUUUACAAAUCCUCGCUACAAUUUUACAAGCGAGGCUAAAUCGACCAAUCUUGACACAUUAUAUUAUAUACAAAUUGAUCAUCCAUUUGCGGCCGAGACAUCGAGAUCCCACUCCACGUUAAUGCCCUAUUUAAAUAGAGGAUUGGCCCUUUGGGACUUGUACACUUAGGAUAUUGUAGCACCUCGAAAACUUGAGAAAUGUACAAUUUAGGUGGCAAGAAUUCUAAAAGGUCGAGCGAGAAAACGUAUUCCAUAGAGGUACGAUGUCAAGCUGAACACUCGGCGUGGGGCUUCUCCGAUCAUUAUUUUCUCGUCAUUGGCAAUUUGGAGUACCACUUGGGUGUUUAUGUGAAGGGUUCUAUAUUACCGGUCAACUCAACCAAAGGAUCGCAUCUGGUGUGUGAAAAGACCGUUUGCAAAGAGUGCUAUACAAGAAUAGUAAAUUUGUAUGAAUCAAAGGAGGAUAAACGAUUGUUUGGCUUUUACCCCCUCAUUAAUUGCGAAUCCCUAGUCACAGGUUUUAGCUCUCAAGCAAUGUUUAUGGCCUUUCUACCGUUUAUCGCAGUUCUAGCUUUGUCCGGUCGAUUCCUUUACGCUAUUCUACUGACCCUCGUCGGAUUUACAAUGUAUUUCGCAUGCAGCAAAUACGUCUUCAGUCGAACGCAAAAAGUUUCGUGCCGACAUCUGACGUAAAGAGAAAAAUAAUGA
This is a messenger RNA of Venturia canescens, 3252 nucleotides long. RefSeq lists its product as uncharacterized. NCBI's taxonomy places the organism in Eukaryota, Metazoa, Arthropoda, Insecta, Hymenoptera, Ichneumonidae. Bases 2743 to 3237 code for a protein of 164 amino acids. The record is from RefSeq and is a predicted model, not a curated record. The transcript is spliced from 2 exons.